Molecule: messenger RNA, 780 nt
Organism: Aspergillus lentulus
Lineage: Eukaryota; Fungi; Ascomycota; Eurotiomycetes; Eurotiales; Aspergillaceae
Product: H(+)-transporting V1 sector ATPase subunit D
Molecular function (GO): proton-transporting ATPase activity, rotational mechanism
Source: RefSeq, a predicted model, not a curated record
AUGUCGGGUGCAGUGGGCCGCGAGCCAGUCUUCCCGACCCGCCAGUCGCUGGGGUUAAUGAAGAGUAAGCUGAAGGGUGCGGAGACUGGUCACAGCUUAUUAAAACGAAAGAGUGAAGCCCUCACGAAGCGUUUCCGGGAGAUCACCCGACGCAUCGAUGAAGCGAAACAGAAGAUGGGACGGGUAAUGCAAAUCGCUGCAUUCUCCCUUGCUGAAGUGAGCUACGCUGUUGGUGGAGAUAUCGGCUACCAAGUUCAAGAAUCGGCCAAGCAAGCACGGUUCCGAGUACGGGCCAAACAAGAGAAUGUCUCCGGUGUCUUCCUACCGCAGUUUGAGAGUUACACAGAGGAAGGGAUCAAUGACUUUGGCUUGACUGGUCUCGGAAAGGGAGGUCAACAGGUCCAGCGGUGUCGGGAGACUUAUGCUCGAGCAGUGGAGACAUUAGUGGAACUUGCAAGUCUACAGACUGCGUUUGUGAUCUUAGACGAGGUCAUCAAAGUUGUGAAUCGACGAGUGAAUGCGAUUGAGCACGUCAUUAUUCCUCGAACAGAGAACACUAUAAAAUAUAUCAAUUCGGAACUCGAUGAACUGGACAGAGAGGAGUUCUACCGAUUGAAGAAGGUUUCAAACAAGAAGCAGCGGGAUAGCGCCGCCGCUGAUGCCGAGAUUGUAGCUGCUAGGGAAAAGGAGGCUGCGGACAAGCGGGCCGCUGAAGUCGAGGCGGUGCCAGAAGCCCCAGACGUUCUGGGGGAGAAUGAAGACGCCGAUGUCAUUUUCUAG